Messenger RNA from Spirodela intermedia, 6889 nucleotides. The record is from the annotation of a GenBank genome assembly. Lineage: Eukaryota; Viridiplantae; Streptophyta; Magnoliopsida; Alismatales; Araceae.
AUGGCGGGCGUGAAGGCGAAGAUCGCACCGUCCAUGUUGUCCUCGGACUUUGCGAACCUGGCGUCGGAGGCGGAGCGGAUGCUCAGCAGCGGGGCAGACUGGCUCCACAUGGACAUCAUGGUGUGUUUAUGCUGGAAUUCUCUCCUCUUUGGGCGAGCUCCUUGAGCUUUUCUGGUUGUCUGUGACUGCAUUCUGGUUGAAAUUUUAUGUUCACUAUUCCGCCGAGAAAGUUUCUGUUGGUUUAGGGGGAUGUUUGCCGGGGAGAAAUAAUGGUGGCCGUCUUUACCUGUUCUUGUUCAAUUUAGCUGCUCGUGCCGGGUAGAAUGGGUGGUACAAUCGACAAGUCGCUGGAUUCUUUCGAUGGAGAUAGAAUACUUACCAUGAAGUUUAAUGCUCUGUUUUUCUCCGCAUCAACCUUUAGAUACGAUACGGUCAUUCAACUUUCCGUGAUUAUUCAAAGGGUCCGGCCUACUUAAUUCGAUAAUUUCUAGAACCUUUAGUGUUUACUUUCAAAUCAGGAGUUUUGGCUGUAAUCUGUCACCGAUGUGCCCGGCUCGGAAUCAUCUGUAUCAAAUAUUUUGAAAAAAUCUAGUUUGAAAGGAUCCCUUGCCCCUAUUGUGCUAUCUUCUCGUACAUCUCAAGUAUUUCAGUUCCCAGAAUGUUUUCAGAAUGUUUCUUUUUUUUGCAAAUCCUUGUCUUGUAAACAACCAUAUUUAGAAAAAAAAAUCUCGAGUAAGAGGUUCAAAAAAUGUGUAUUGGUACGAAUUUUAUGAGCAUGACUAAAAUAAUUUGUCCCUUCGAAAAUCUUGAAGGAAGUGGGUAGACACUUGAGUUAUAUUUUUUAAUUAACACAAAGUAGUGUAAUAUUUAUUUAAAUCAUAGCGGAAGGCAACAGUUAAAAGAAAGAGCGGAGUCGUACGAAAACUUGAUCAUUGCCCAACUACUUCUCUGUCUUUUCUCUCUUUUCUGCCCCUACGAUAAAAAACCACCUGUUUUUAGCUUACAACACAUUUUAGAAUGCUUAUAAUAAUUUUUUCCCUUUUGCAGGAUGGGUAAGUGAUGGUGCUGGCCUGGCAACUUGUAAUCCCAUACCCUUUUCUAUAAAAAAAUUUAUGCAUUGUGUCUCAUGGAGAUGUAUUCAUUUACAAAUAUGCUUGUGUUGUCUUUCUAGUGUGCAUAGUUGAUGGUGAGUACCAUACAUAUUUAUCAGAACAUGGAAAUCGUAAGUUACUGCCUCUGGAACGUAAAUGAAGUGCUACCCUUAUGUUAUGUUGUUUUUGAGAACACUAUCGUAAAACUAAUCAAUUUCGAGUUGAUAUCACACCCUACAGAGAUUGUUUUAUAAUUUAGGAUAAAUAAUUUUGAUGCACGUUUCUGGAAGUUGCCAAUUAUUUGAAGAAAUUUUAAAAAAUUAUCAUCUACUAUGAAAUGUAUUAAUCCUGUAGCUUCGACCUAAUGCAGCCAUCCAUAACCUGUUCUUAGUGGAGUAAUUGGAUUUCGAUUCAUUCAUUGCCUAGUAUUUCUCCUAGAUAAACAUUUCAGCUGAUCCCCAGGGAUUCCUGACACUGUACCCAUACAUUCACUGUGCAUUUAGUAGUAAUCGUUGAACGAUGUCAAUACAUUGUGACUUAUCCAGGAUUUUAGAUUUCACAUUUGGUAUUACCGAGAUCAGAUUUAUGUGUUAAGACUUGCAAAGUUGUAUGAUGAUGAAGUCAUUAUGUUUAGCUGUUAAAAUUUGUAUAACAAUGUCACAAAAGUUUUAUUUGGACAAUCAGUGAUCUGUUUGACAUUUGUGGUGUCUACAACCUCACAACCUCCUGAUAAAAUUGCGGAAAACUUAAAUGCAUUGACGGUGACGAUGAUGAAGAAAAACAUGUAACGUUUACCUGCUGUCAAACAUCUUUAGUUUGUUUUUUCUUCUUAUCUGAAGGAAACCUUUAUAUGUUUGGCCUUUCACUUCAUAUUUCUCUACUCGAAUAAAUUUUAUUUUUCCUCUUAUCUUAAGGUAACCUUUGUAUGCUUGACCUUUUCGUUAAGCAUUUAGGUAUUCUCUUCCUUCCAAAAUGUCAAUACUUAAAACUCAGAAUUUAUAAUGACAGUCUAGGAUCUCCCAUUUUAUGUCAUAUUUCUCUACUCGAAUAAAUGGAAUUUUUGGGCUCGAUGAUAUGGUUGAUGUUCUGAUGGAUCAUUUUUUUCCCCUUUAUUUGCAGCCAUUUUGUACCCAAUUUAACGAUUGGUGCUCCUGUGAUUGAGAGUUUGAGGAAACAUACGAAGUAAUUUUCCAUUCUGUGCCAAUAUAUACAGGUUAUAUAAAAUGCGACUGUUGGAAUCUGACAGCGGUGUUUUUUUUCCUUCCCUGUCAGAGGAUAUCUAGAUUGCCAUCUUAUGGUUACAAAUCCUAUAGACUAUAUUGAUCCAUUAUCCAAAGCAGGUGCAUCAGGAUUUACAUUUCACGUUGAGGUGGCCAAAGGUAUAUCUUAGUUUUUGUCUCCGUCAUUUAACUGAUUUUAUUGCUUACCUUUCUUAUAUAAGACUGGAUGCUGUUCCAGAUAAUUGGCAAGAACUUAUUCAAAAGAUUAAGUCUAAAGGAAUGCAUCCUGGUGUGGCAUUGAAGCCUAAUACUCCAGUGGAAGAGGUUUAUCCUUUGGUAUGAUUUUCCCUAGUCUACAAUAUCUGAUAAUAUAUCCCUUUUGACAAAUUUCUGAAUGAAUGGCGUGCCCAAACUUAGUACAUUACGGUAGGCAUUGACAAUAAGCGAUCUGAUUUAAUUUUAUUUCUAAUUUUUUCCGGGGAGCUGUUUUGGGUGGGGGGGAGGAGGAGAGGUUUUUGGUUCCUCCCGAAUGACUUUAUAUGUUAAUGAUUCCCAAAAGUUUUGCCAGAUCAGGUGACUUAAAAGGCUCAAUUUCCCUGGAAUCACUUAUUUUUUUUAAUCACCCAGAAAUUGGCUGAUCUAUCUCUGAUUGGCUAGUUUCCCUGACCGAUUCAAUAUGGCUAGGCUGAACUAAAUGGUUGGCUGAAUAGGUCUUUUGAAGACUCACAUUGGGCGAUUUGACCAAUCUGGAUUGGAUCAAUUCCAAUCGCCAUAUUAUUACACAAUUGUGAGUUUGAUUGCAUUGUGUUAACUGGUGGUUUUAAGGCCAUGAAAAUGGAUGACCUCGUGCAACAUUAUGACUCUUGUCAAGUUUUGAAAUAGUGGUUAAAUGUGUCAAUCUCUUUUUAUAUCUAAAUGGCUUCUAUAAAUUUUCUAGUUCUACACUGCAUAGUCUUCAGCAAUGAUUUCAAGGUCAGCGAAUGUCUUAAGAAACUUGUGAUUUGGAGUAUGAUGUAAGGAUUUUGAAAGAUAUAUCAAAUGUUGUCAAUUGUAGGUAUAACAUUAAUGUUCCUUCCUAAUAGAACGUAACUCCUUGUGCAGCUCUAAUCCUGUCAAUUCCCUCUUCAAAGACAUCUAUCUAUAAUAUAUUUUUACAGACGGAUCUAUCCGAUAAUAUAUCAAGAAAGGUCAGGAUUUUGUUGCCUGAUGUGGACAACGUUUCGAGAAAGAAAACUGAUACUAGGUGAUAGAAGUUAUGUCCCACUUAAUGCAACCAAAUUACCGGUAUUCUAUCUCAAUGGAACUAUUUAUCUUUUACUUGCCUGGAUAACCUAACUUUAUCCCAUUUUUUCAGAGAAUGGCAAUUAGAUUAAGGGAAAUUGGGUACAACAAAAAUCUGCGUAGUGUCAAAUGGAAAUCCUUGCAGAAAGAUAAGAUGAGAAAAUAAGCAGAAAGAUGUUAAAUUUAGGUUUCACAGUGUACAGUGUCUUAAAACGUGAUAGUGGGUAGUCAGAAUUGGUGACUAUCAAAAAUGUCGCACAAGUGCCACGUCAGCUGUGGGCUCAUAUUUUGGCUGCCAAGUGAGCAUGCUGCCAUGUGGUAGGCAGCUCAACCAACUUUCCACGGAUGGCUCCUUCCACUCGUGUUUUUGUUAUGAGAUCACAUUGUUUUUUUUUUUAAUUCCAUCAGUACUAAUCCACUUGUUGCAGCCUUUUAUUCUUCUUUUUCAACUUUUUUCUUAGUUGAGUGCUUGAUAUGUGUUUUAAGGGCUUCCUGCCCCUAGACAAGGGGUAGUGCUGAUAGCUGAAGGCAGUGGUUGGUAGCUCCACGCCUAAGCCGCCAUGCUCUUUCCUUCUUUAUUUUCUCAGUAUAAAGAAACGAAGGGGCAAGGAGUUAAGCUCCAAAGAAGAAAGAUGAGUACCGUAGGGAAGAAAGAUAUUUGGCAUCUUUUGUUAUAGCAGUCUUGCACACUGUCACCUGGGAAAUGAAUACAUUCUUGGUCUGUCAUGUUUGACUGGAGCUCUCUUGUAUACUUGUCCAAAUUUCAACCCAGAAGAUUUUCUCUUUCUUCCUCUUUCCAAUGCUCUUUAUAUCAAUUUACUCCAACUGGUGGCGAAUAGGAAACUUCAUGACUGUACGCUGAACCCAUUGGCAGAGACUUGUAGCUGACAAUCUUGGAACAAACAGCCCAUCGACUAUGUUCUUCUUGAUGAUAGGAAUCAAACAGACAAAUGACCCUCAGUUUUGAUGCUUCGGGGCCCUGAUUUCAACAAUGUGGAAAGGCCUUCACGACCCUCUUGGAGAAAGUUAAGAGUAUAAAUUUUCAUUCGAAAGACCUCCUCUAGGAGAAAGAACUUCAUAACCCUCUCGGCAUCAGGUUUAGCCUGCUAUUUAUGGGAGGAGCACGCUAUCUGAUGGGCUGGAAUUUCGGCCUCAUAUGCUCCUAGAAAGAGUAGAGAAAACGUUGGGAUACCCUAGAAUCUUAGAUAGACCCUCUAAAUGCUCCAAGAAAUAGCCUAGAUAGUCAAGUAUGCGAAAAUCAGCAGAAAAAAAUUCAAAAACUAUAUUAUUCACCAAGUCCAGUCAUGUGCUCAUUUCAAUUGUGGGCCUUGACUGAUGCAUGAUCGACUCCAAUGUCCUCGUCAGUUUUAUGACGAUCUUAAAUUAUUACUAUCUUUUGAUCUGUAAUCCGUAAGAUGAUCAUGUUUUAAUAAAUAUCACCCAUAUUCCAGGACCAUACAAGCCUGUUACAUGAAAUGCACCAAAGCCAAAGCAAGCCACUCCUGAAAGAAAUAAAUGAAUUCCAAAGAUUUUGGGCAAAUCCAUCGCAUUGAAAAACCCCAUACGUUUAUCUCUGACGACACCUGAGAAUAGAAUAUUUAUAUAACGUAGAGCUUUGGUCUGUCAAAUUCUUAUUCGUCAGGUUCUUGCAGAGAGGUUUUGGAAGGCUCUUUCUUGACACAAGUUAAUAGCAAUUUUUAAAUUCUAGCUGCUAUUUUUUUUAUAUAGUUCCCUACAAAAAAAGGAAAUUAUAAAUUGAUUUCGAUUUCAUCCUUCACAGGUUGAACAUGAAGAUCCCGUGGAACUGGUGCUUGUCAUGACCGUGGAACCUGGCUUUGGUGGCCAAAAGUUUAUGCCAGAAAUGAUGGAGAAGGCAUGAUUCCAACUUCUCUCAUUCAUUUCCAGAGCACCCCUCAUUGUUCUAUGUUGUAGAACAUUUCAAUUGCUUAAUUAAAUAUUUUUCUAAUAAAUGACGAUUGUGCAUAUCUGAACAGGUACGCUCAUUGAGAAAUAAAUACCCUACUCUCGAUAUAGAGGUAAUUUUUUUUCUUCCCCUCUGCAUUUUUCUUCUGAACCUGUAUUCCAAUCUUCAAUCCAAAUGCCAUUAUCCCUAUUAACUAGCCUCUUCAGAUCAAACAAGAGAAACACAAAGUAGAAAUAUUUUAACCUGAAUAAAUAUUAUAUCACGCAUUAAAUUGCAGAAUUGGAUCGUUUUAAAUCAAGAGACAAGAUCCCCAACACUUUUCUUUGAUGAGUUUGCGAUUACCUUGAAAUGAAGAUCCCAAUGUUGGGCAUCAGUUUUAGGCAAAAUAUAUGAACCAAAUAAUUAUCUCCUCUGCAUAACGUGCACAUGAUGCUUGUUUCUCCUCAGUAUCUUAAUUUCCGUCAGACAUAUAUGAUUAGUUUUAAUUUGCUUCAAGGUUCUCCAUUUUCCAGUGAUGAUACUAUUUUAUCCUUUCCUCAUAUGUUCCUUCCUUUCCCAACUUAGACCCUGAAGCCUGAAAACUUCUUCUGAAUGCCCACCGUCGAAAGGCCUGGCCUGGUCUAUCAAUGACUCCACUUCCAUUGAUAUGUACAGUGCUCAUCCCUUUCAAAUAUCUGAACCUUCUCAGCUUCUGUUGUUCUUCGAAUUGACUGCCCUUCCUCCACUCCAGCCCACCAUUUGAGAACCUUACUAAAACCCUCAGGCUCUUCGCCAAUGGAACUCCUCAUUGAGACAAUGAGCAAUGCCCUCUUGGCUCGUUGUAUGAGGGAGAAAUAGUUACAGAAUAUCAAUCACAGAAAGCUCUGUAGAAACAUUCACAAUCUUCACCUUCAAGCUGUUCUCCAGUGGAACUCCUCAUGGAGACAUUGAGCAAUGCCCUCUUGGUGGCAGAGUAUCAAUCACAAAGGCUCCCCAUUUUCUUCUUAUGGAAAGCAUGGAAAGCUCUGUAGAAACCCUCACAAUCUUCACCCUCAGGCUGCUCUCCAGUGGAACUCCUCAUGGAGACAUUGAGCAAUGCCUUCUUGGUUGCAGAAUAUCAAUCAAAAAGGCUCCCCAUUUUCUUCUUAUGAAAAACAAGAAAAGCUCUGUAAAACCCCUCACAAUCUUCACCCUCUCUUCUCAUCUCCAUGCCUAAUUUUUGUAAAAUGAUGAAGGUCGACGGCGGAUUGGGCCCUGCAACCAUCGACGUGGCCGCAUCAGCCGGAGCAAACUGCAUAGUGGCCGGGAGCUCAGUGUUCGGUGCAGCAGUGCCGGCCCAGGUCAUAUCCACUCUGCGGAAUAGCGUGGAAGCUGCCCAGCUGCCCAGCAGCUGA